Haliaeetus leucocephalus (bald eagle) is the source of this 954-nucleotide messenger RNA. RefSeq names its product solute carrier family 25 (mitochondrial carrier; citrate transporter), member 1 (gene SLC25A1). Gene Ontology annotation, biological process: mitochondrial citrate transmembrane transport. Bases 2 to 934 code for a protein of 310 amino acids. The transcript is spliced from 9 exons. NCBI's taxonomy places the organism in Eukaryota, Metazoa, Chordata, Aves, Accipitriformes, Accipitridae. The record is from RefSeq and is a predicted model, not a curated record.
CAUGCCCGCCCCCGCCGCGCCCCGCCGCCUGGCCGCCGCCGCCCCCGCCGGCAAAGCCAAGCUCACCCACCCCGGCAAGGCCAUCCUGGCAGGUGGCCUGGCCGGAGGGAUCGAGAUCUGCAUCACAUUCCCCACCGAGUACGUGAAGACGCAGCUGCAGCUGGACGAGAAGGCAAACCCUCCCCGCUACAAGGGCAUCGGGGACUGCGUGAAGCAGACUGUCCGUGACCAUGGCGUCCGGGGGUUGUACCGGGGGCUCAGCUCGCUGGUGUACGGCUCCAUCCCCAAGGCUGCCGUCAGGUUCGGGAUGUUCGAGUUCCUCAGCAACCAGAUGAGAGACGAGAAGGGGCGGCUGGACAGCACGCGGGGCCUCGUCUGCGGGCUGGGCGCCGGCGUGGCUGAGGCCGUGGUGGUGGUCUGCCCCAUGGAGACCAUAAAGGUGAAGUUUAUCCAUGACCAGUGCUCCCCCAAGCCCAAAUACCGCGGCUUCUUCCACGGCGUCCGGGAGAUCGUUCGGGAACAAGGACUGAAAGGGACCUACCAGGGCUUAACCGCAACUGUUCUGAAGCAAGGAUCAAACCAGGCCAUCCGCUUCUUCGUCAUGACCUCCCUCAAGAACUGGUACAAAGGGGACGAUCCCAACAAGGUCAUCAACCCCUUCGUCACGGGAGUGUUUGGAGCCCUCGCCGGAGCUGCGAGCGUCUUCGGCAACACCCCCUUGGACGUGGUGAAGACGAGGAUGCAGGGGCUGGAAGCACACAAGUACAAGAGCACCUGGGACUGCGCCUACCAGAUCAUGAAAUACGAAGGGCCCCUGGCGUUUUACAAGGGCACAGUGCCUCGCCUGGGCCGCGUCUGCCUUGACGUGGCCAUCGUCUUCGUCAUCUACGAUGAGGUGGUCAAGUUCCUCAACAAGGUGUGGAAAACGGACUGAGGGGGGCCGGGCCGGGGCGG